UCUCUUCUUCACUCCAUAACACCCCCAUCAAGCAAGCAAGGUUCUUUUGUUGUAUAUAAAAAAUUUCACCAAAAGGGUCUUCUUUAUUUCCUUUCAAUAUUGCUUAGACAGUAAUGAUUUCCUUUCUGUUAAGGGUACUAAUGUUGUGGAAUCUUAGGAAGAGUUUGUUUUUUUGAAUGUAGAAAAAAGUGAGAAGGACUAGCACAAAACAGAAUCAUUAGUGCACGAGUGUUUUCAUCAAUGGGUUUUUAGAAGAAAACAAUAAAAAUAGCUUCAUUUUUUUUCACCCUUUAUUAACCCUUUUCUUUUCCCUCUUCAUCCUCUCAUAUUUUCCUUGUUUUUAGUGAUUGUUUUGUUAUUUUCUUCAUUCUACUAGCUUUUUUUUUUUAUUUUAUAUUGGGAUUUUAAGGCUGUUUGAUUCUUUUGGGUUUUUCUUGUAUUUGAUAUUAAUUUCACAAAUGUCUCAACAAAGACAACCUCAAAUGGUGAGUGUUAACAACAACCAAGACCAAUAUAAUGACACAACAUUUACCAAAAUUUUUGUUGGAGGGUUAGCUUGGGAGACACAAAGGGACACAAUGAGAAUGUAUUUUGAGCAAUUUGGAGAGAUCUUAGAAGCUGUUGUUAUCACAGAUAAGUACACUGGGAGAUACAAAGGUUAUGGUUUUGUCACAUUUAAGGAUCCAGAAGCAGCUAUAAGAGCAUGUCAGAAUCCAUCUCCAGUAAUUGAUGGUAGGAGAGCAAAUUGCAAUAUUGCUUCUCUUGGUGCAAACAAAAAUAGACCACUAACUCUUCACCAUGGAAGGUUUAGGCCAGCACAUGGAGUGGUAGCAUCAGUUCCUUAUAAUGGUUCUUCAUCUACAAUUUUCAAUCAACCUACUAGACAAUAUACAUUUCCUUAUUCAGCUUAUGGAUAUUCUGGAUAUUCACACGAUACCUUGUAUCCUCCGGGGUAUUACAAUGUGUAUGGAGUUCAACAAAUGUCACCUUACUACCCAUCUGCUGGGGCAAUGGGGUUGGUCCAAAAUAUGUACCCUUUCUAUGGGCAAUAUGCACAAAAUAUCCAAAGUCAUGGUUUUGGAAUUCAAUACCCCCAAAUUACACAGAUUCCAAUUUUGCCUCAGCAAUAUGGUUCCACAGGAAUAUUGUCAUUUCCUUCUUCAGUAGCAAUGCCAACCACUAGUGCAGUAACGGUAAUUGCACCAACAACUAGUACAAUAUCAACAGUUGUGGAAGUAACAGAGGUUGAUAAUUCACAAGCUUCUGGAACAUCUUCUGAACAACAACAUUCUACAUCUUGAUGUCUACAAUGAUAAAGAAGAUACAUGCUGUCUUACAAGGCUAACACAUCAAAAUCUUGAUGACAAAAUUCACCAUCAUCAUUGUUGUAGGAAAAUAGGAUUUUGUUUAUUGUUAGAAGUAGGGAAGAUCAUAUUACUAUUCCUUCAUGUAUUAAGCAUUGGGUGGUAGAAUCUAAUUAUUUGAGCUUUGGAUUCUACCUUCUAGAGUAAUUCAACCAUUUAUUAUGUCUUGGGUGUUGGGAGUAUCCAAUGACAUAAUUGUCCUUUUGUUUAUAUUUUUAGUGGAUCGGUUCAAAAGAUUGAUUUUAUAUCUUUGAACCCUUUAUUAAUUAGGCAACAAAAUUGAGCUUAGGUAGCUCAAUAAGUUAAUUUUGUGGUAUGUAUUUUAUUUUUCAAAUUCAUGUAAGUCAUGAUUUGAAUAAUAUUUUUAUUCCAUAA
Cicer arietinum (chickpea) is the source of this 1739-nucleotide messenger RNA. RefSeq lists its product as uncharacterized. Lineage: Eukaryota; Viridiplantae; Streptophyta; Magnoliopsida; Fabales; Fabaceae. Gene Ontology annotation, molecular function: RNA binding. The record is from RefSeq and is a predicted model, not a curated record.